Messenger RNA from Stylonychia lemnae, 750 nucleotides. The record is from the annotation of a GenBank genome assembly. Lineage: Eukaryota; Ciliophora; Spirotrichea; Sporadotrichida; Oxytrichidae.
AUGCAUUAACAAGAAUAAAAAGAUAUCAAGUAAUGCAAACAGGAAGAACAGAGGAUUGAUUUAUACUUUAAUUUUGAAGAAUCAGCAGUUCCGAACAUAGUAUCAGAUGAUAAUCUUACUACUGUAAGAAUAGCAUUGCUGAUUCCAUCGUUGCUGACUUUUAUUGGGGGUAUGUUUGUUUUAUCACCUUUGGACAUGUUUCUGUUCUUUACCAACUGGGGAAUGCACAUAGUCAAUAUAUCUCUGAUUUUAUCUAUCCUUGCAAAGACUGACAGAUGGAGAAAGAACUUAGCCUUCAAGAAAUGGGCAGGAAUCUUGAAUGAAAUUGCUUUCAUUUCUCAAUUUGCUAUUGUUACUAUCUAUUGGCCUGUGCUACACAGCUACUCAUUAGAAAUCGUGGAGAAGAUUAGAGUGGAGCAUCCAGAUAUGGCUUGGAAAGUUCAUCAUCUUAUUAUAUAUCUGCACAGUAUACCUGCAUUAUCAAUAUUUCUCAAUGUGUUUAUUUCAAAGCUUGUAUUUUUCUAUGAACACGCCAGAGGCCUGGUAAUAUACAGUACAGUUUACUACAUUGUUAAUUUUUUGGGAACUAAAUAUCGUGGCAAACCGAUUUAUCCCUUUUUGACCUGGGAGGACUGGUGGUCUUUAGUGAUUUGCAUUAUAAUAGUUCUACCUAAUUACUAUGUCUACUUGGGAGUUUGUGCUCUUGUUAGAUAUUUCAGACCUCCUCCCAAUCAAAUUAAAACUGAUUGA